This is a messenger RNA of Papaver somniferum (opium poppy), 530 nucleotides long. RefSeq lists its product as uncharacterized. The transcript has 2 exons. NCBI's taxonomy places the organism in Eukaryota, Viridiplantae, Streptophyta, Magnoliopsida, Ranunculales, Papaveraceae. The record is from RefSeq and is a predicted model, not a curated record. Bases 38 to 475 code for a protein of 145 amino acids.
UCCACCAAAAGACUCAGCAAGACAAAUCAUUGAUGUUAUGAAGCUUGUACCUCCCAAGAAGAAUGGGAGACAUUGGGGUCAGCCAAAAUAUCGAUCCAUCUUGUUUGGUUACCAGUCAUCAUGGGCUGUUAGGAUUUGUGCCGCAAAGUUUCCCGAUAAAGCGGUUCCUAAACUAAAGCACCAACAAGGAAAGUCUUGGUCGUUGGAUAGAGAGCAUUCAGAUGUGGCAUCCUUGGUAAAAGAUUCAGGGUUAUGGCCUGGAAUCGAGGCUUUGCAGAAGACCUAUGAUGUUGUAACUUUUUUUGGGUUUAGAGAAAGAUUCUGGCCCGAAACCAUGACUUUUCUACUCUCGUUCGGAGAGAUGACUAUCAUUCCGGAUGAUGCAACCAAAUUACAGGUCUUGCUUUGGAAAGAAAAGUUGAGUUUGAGGGUUCAAAAAAUUAUAUUCCUUUUGAAGAGAUUUAUGUCUUGGUGAAAGACUGUCUUAGGUGGGGCAAACUUGAAGCGAAAGAAGAGUUCGAGAUAGGUUG